GGGGCACACCGCAUAGUGAAAAAUGUCCCGUAUUUAAAUCAACCGAUUCGUCGAGAUUGUAAUGGAAAUUUUUCACUUUCACUUAUUUCUUCUUUUCUUCUUCUUCUUCUUGUUUUAAUUCUUAAUUGUUAGUUAAGCUAUUCAAACUAUUAUCUAUUAAUCUUAUAGUUUGUAAAUUUAGUGUACUAAUAUAAUAAUAUUAUUAUUAUUAAAAAAAUGGUUCAAUCAUCUGUAUUAGGUUUCCCCCGUAUUGGUGGACAAAGAGAAUUAAAGAAAGCUACUGAAGCUUAUUGGCAAGGAAAAAUCACUGUUGAUGAAUUAUUAGCCACUGGUAAACAAUUAAGAUCAACCAAUUGGAAAUUACAAAAGGAAGCUGGUGUUGAUAUUAUUGCUUCAAAUGAUUUCUCUUACUAUGAUCAAGUUUUAGAUUUAUCUCUUUUAUUUAAUGCUAUUCCAGAAAGAUAUACUAAAUUUGAUUUAGCUCCAAUUGAUGUUUUAUUUGCUAUGGGUAGAGGUUUACAAAGAAAAGCUACUGAAACUACUGCUGCUGUUGAUGUUACUGCUUUAGAAAUGGUUAAAUGGUUUGAUUCAAAUUACCAUUAUGUUAGACCAACUUUCUCUCAUUCAACUGAAUUUAAAUUAAACACUAGUGCUGGUAUUAAACCAGUUGAUGAAUUCAAUGAAGCUAAAGCUUUAGGUGUUCACACUAGACCAGUUAUUUUAGGUCCAGUUUCUUACCUUUACUUAGGUAAAGCUGAUAAAGAUUCUCUUGAUUUAGAACCAAUUUCUUUAUUAGAAAAAGUUUUACCAGUUUAUAAAGAAUUAUUAGCUAAAUUAAAGGCUGCUGGUGCUGAACAAGUUCAAAUUGAUGAACCAAUUUUAGUUUUAGAUUUACCAGAAAAUGUUCAAUCUAAAUUCCAACAAGCUUAUGAAGCUUUAGUUGGUGAAGAUUUACCAGAAUUAACUUUAACCACUUAUUUCGGUGAUGUUAGACCAAACUUAGCUGCUAUUUCAAAAUUACCAGUUGCUGGUUUCCAUUUUGAUUUCGUUAGAGUUCCAGCUCAAUUUGACGAAGUUGCUGCUAUUUUAUCUAAAGAUCAAAAAUUAUCUGUUGGUAUUGUUGAUGGUAGAAACAUUUGGAAAACUGACUUUGCUAAGGCUUCUGAAUUUGUUAAGAAGGCUAUUGCUAAAGUUGGUGCUGAAAGAGUUGUUGUGGCUACUUCUUCAUCCUUAUUACAUACUCCAGUUGAUUUGGAAUUUGAAACUAAAUUAGAUCCUGUUAUUAAAGACUGGUUCUCUUUUGCUACUCAAAAGGUUUCUGAAGUUGUUACUAUUGCUAAGGAAGUUUCUGGUGAAGAUGUUUCUAAGGAAUUUGCUGCUAAUGCCGCUUCUAUUAAAUCUAGAACUGAAUCUUCAAUUACUACUAAUCCAAAGGUUCAAGAAAGAUUAGCUACUAUUACUGAAUCUUUAGCUACUAGACAAUCUCCAUUCCCAGAAAGAUUAACUGUUCAAAAGGAAAAAUAUAACUUACCAUUAUUCCCAACCACUACCAUUGGUUCUUUCCCUCAAACCAAAGAUAUUAGAAUUAACAGAAACAAAUUCACUAAAGGUACUAUUACUGCUGAAGAAUAUGAAACCUUUAUUAACAAGGAAAUUGAAACUGUUAUUAGAUUCCAAGAAGAAAUUGGUUUAGAUGUUUUAGUUCAUGGUGAACCAGAAAGAAAUGAUAUGGUUCAAUAUUUCGGUGAACAAUUACAAGGUUUUGCCUUUACCACUAAUGGUUGGGUUCAAUCUUAUGGUUCUAGAUAUGUUAGACCACCAAUUAUUGUUGGUGAUGUUUCUAGACCAAAGAAUAUGACUGUUAAAGAAUCAGUUUACGCUCAAUCUUUAACUAAAUUACCAGUUAAAGGUAUGUUAACUGGUCCAGUUACUAUUUUAAGAUGGUCAUUCCCAAGAGACGAUGUUUCUGGUAAGGUUCAAGCUUUACAAUUAGGUUUAGCCUUAAGAGAUGAAGUUACUGACUUGGAAGCUGCUGGUAUUACUGUUAUUCAAGUUGAUGAACCAGCUAUUAGAGAAGGUUUACCAUUAAGAGCUGGACAAGAAAGAUCUGAUUACUUGAACUGGGCUGCUCAAUCUUUCAGAGUUGCUACUUCAGGUGUUGACAACUCUACUCAAAUCCAUUCUCAUUUCUGUUACUCAGAUUUAGAUCCAAACCAUAUUAAAGCUUUAGAUGCUGAUGUUGUUUCUAUUGAAUUCUCUAAAAAGGAUGAUCCAAACUACAUUCAAGAAUUUUCUGAUUAUCCAAACCAUAUUGGUUUAGGUUUAUUCGAUAUUCACUCUCCAAGAAUUCCAUCUAAGGAAGAAUUUAUUGCUAGAGUUGAAGAAAUCUUGAAAGUUUAUCCAGCUGCUAACUUUUGGUUUAACCCAGAUUGUGGUUUAAAGACUAGAGGAUGGCCAGAAGUCAAAGAAUCUUUAACUAAUAUGGUUAAUGCUGCUAAGGAUUUCCGUGCUAAGUACUAAAAAGAAUUAAUAUGAAUUUUUAACUCUUUUUGUUUAUUUUGCCCCUUAUUGUUAAGAUAUGAUUAUGUUUGCAUUAUUCAAUUCUUCAUAUUGUUGAUGCUGUAUCUGCUGAUUACAUUUAUUCAACAUUAAUGUAAUUUUUAUUAUUACUAUUAUUCUAUUAUUUUUUUAUUUACUAUUAUUAUUAUUACUACUACUAUUAUUAUGAUGAUUAGUGGUUAAUGAUUACUUCUUGUUCAUACUACUACUGUCUUUAUAUAUUGUUUUGUUAUUUUUAAUUUCCUACCUCUAUGAGGUUGGGAAGAAGGGGUUUAAAACUAUUUGGGAUUUCAACAUCGGUUACUAUUAUAUAUUAUAAUUAAUUAUCUUUAUUAUACGAUAUUUAUUAUAUUUAUUAGACAAGUGUAGAUUGAUUGU
Messenger RNA from Scheffersomyces amazonensis, 2937 nucleotides. RefSeq names its product 5-methyltetrahydropteroyltriglutamate-homocysteine S-methyltransferase (gene MET6). The transcript has a single exon. The coding region runs from base 217 to 2520 and encodes 767 amino acids. Gene Ontology annotation, molecular function: 5-methyltetrahydropteroyltriglutamate-homocysteine S-methyltransferase activity; zinc ion binding. The record is from RefSeq and is a predicted model, not a curated record. Lineage: Eukaryota; Fungi; Ascomycota; Pichiomycetes; Serinales; Debaryomycetaceae.